Molecule: messenger RNA, 4865 nt
Organism: Anguilla anguilla (European eel)
Lineage: Eukaryota; Metazoa; Chordata; Actinopteri; Anguilliformes; Anguillidae
Gene: mecom
Product: MDS1 and EVI1 complex locus
Exons: 15
Coding region: 983-4345 (1120 amino acids)
Biological process (GO): regulation of transcription by RNA polymerase II; negative regulation of DNA-templated transcription
Cellular component (GO): nucleus
Molecular function (GO): RNA polymerase II cis-regulatory region sequence-specific DNA binding; DNA-binding transcription factor activity; protein binding
Source: RefSeq, a predicted model, not a curated record
AGAUAUUAUGAGUACUUCAUUGUUUUAUCAACCCGGUGAAAUUCGGUGCUGAUGCAUUUGUAGUCAAUCCAAUAGGACCCUGUCCCGACCUUUCGCUGACCUCUCCUCUCUAUGCGGGCUGCUGUCACUUUAAAAAUUUACUGAGGGGAGCGUCGUUCAACUUCCGAUCGCGGACAGGCAAGAUAGCCCAGACUGCGUUGCUCUGUAUGGAUGGGCGAGCAACAUCCUCUUUAAAGAGACAGUCCGUGAAAUAGAGACACGCAGAACACGGACGGGACGCGAAAUAAGGUGGGCGAUCCUGCCAUUUCACUAUCAGACGGCGAAAAAAAGGAAAAGGGCGCUCCCCGUCCGCCCCGCAGCAGGACACCUGGGAGUUUCACUGAGGGACGGAAGGCUGGUCUGGGAUGAAGUUGCAUGGAAGUUAAUGUGCCUGGGGAUUAACUUGAUGUUCAGUUGACAAUAAGAGAGAAAGUGAAAAAAGCCCGUGGGUGCUUAAAAAGAGUAAGAAAAAUACCCAGUUCCGAAAUCUCUGGGUAUUUUUUAAAACUACAGUGGGCUAUUUUAAGAAGCCAGGACCUUGAUUAGCCUGCUUGGAACACGAACGACCCGAACGGUUACCUUUAGCCAUCAUUUGCGAUCAGUUUGAUUAUUUUUUUCUCCGCUGCACGACUGAAGUUUUUUUUUGUUUGUUUGUUUGUUUUGUUUUGUCUGGAAGUUUUUAUGAUCCCCUGUCUGUGAUAUCGGUGAUAUUUGCGAAUAACCUAACGCAAAAUCAAGCGACCGGCUGAUCACGGUCCUGGAUGACUUGGGCCAUGUGAGGUUCUGCUCGAAUGCCAGCCAGCCUGAUAUCAGGAGCUGGCUCAAGCACGUCCAGUUCGCCCCGCUCGCCCACCAACACAACCUCGCUGCGUGCCAGAGAGAGGAUCAGAUAUUGUACAGAGUAACACGGGACAUCGCCCCUGGAGAGGAGCUCUUACUGUACAUGAAGACAGAGGAGCGUUCAUGUGAGGCCAUGGCUCCUGACAUCCACGAGGAGAGGCAGUACCGCUGUGAGGAGUGUGAUCAGCACUUUGAGUCUCGGUCUGAGCUGCUGGAUCACCAGAAGCAGCCGUGCGGGACGCCCCACUCUGGCCUGUCCCUGGGGGACCAGAGCCUGCCCAACCCAGCAACCGCUGACCUGCACGCCCAUGACCUGCAGGACCUGCAUGACCUUGGAGACCCCCAUGAUCUGGGGGACCCCCACAAUCUUCAGGACCCCCACGACCUGCGGGACCCCCAUGACCUGCGGGACCCCCAUGAUCUACGGGACCCCCACGAUCUGCGGGACGCCCACGACCUGCGGGACCCUCAAAAACUAAGGGACCUCCACGACCUGCACACCCGCCACCUCCCUCACGGCCUUCUGGAGUGUAAAGAGUGUGAUCAGGUGUUCUCUGAUGCUCAGAGUCUGGAGGCUCACACUCUAACACACUCAGAGGAGCGUGAGUACAAGUGUGACCAGUGCCCCAAAGCCUUUAACUGGAAAUCCAAUUUGAUUCGCCAUCAGAUGUCACAUGACAGUGGCAAGCACUACGAAUGUGAAAACUGCUCAAAGCAGGUGUUCACGGACCCCAGUAACCUGCAGAGGCACAUCCGCUCGCAGCACGUGGGGGCGCGGGCACACGCCUGCCCGGACUGUGGCAAGACCUUCGCCACCUCCUCAGGGCUCAAACAGCACAAGCACAUCCACAGCAGCGUCAAGCCCUUCAUAUGUAAGUGUGUCAGACCAUUCAUAUGUGAGGUGUGCCACAAGUCCUACACGCAGUUCUCCAACCUGUGCCGGCACAAGCGCAUGCACGCCGACUGCCGCACGCAGAUCAAGUGCAAGGACUGCGGCCAGAUGUUCAGCACCACCUCGUCCCUCAACAAGCACCGCCGCUUCUGCGAGGGCAAGAACCAUUUCGCCGCGGGGGGGCUGUUCGCCCAGGGCAUCUCGCUCCCGGGCACCCCCGCGCUGGACAAGCCGGCCCUGGGGGGGGUGGGGCACGCCGGCCCCGGGCUGGCGGACUACUUCGGGGCGAACCGGCACCACGGCGGGCUGACCUUCCCCGGCGCUCCGGCCUUCCCCUUCACCUUCCCCGGGCUCUUCCCCCCCGGACUCUACCACAGACCCCCCCUCAUCCCCACCGCGUCCCCCGCGAGGGGCCCCCCAGGUACCGAGCACAGCAAGGGCCCGCUCCUCACCCCCCUGCAGGGGACGCAGGGGGCCCGGAACCUCCUGAAGACGCUCUGCAGGGAGGUCCCCGCGACCGAGCCCCCAGGCGGAGGGGUCCCGACGGAGGGCUCGGCCAAGCAGAGGCACGCGGGCAAGCUGAGCGACCAGUCGGAGAGCAGCGACCUGGACGACGUGAGCACGCCCAGCGGCAGCGACCUGGAGACCACGUCGGGCUCGGAGCUGGAGAGCGAGGCGGAGAGCGAGCGCGAGAGGGCGGGCGAGGCCGAGCGGGAGGCGGAGCGGGGGAGGGGCCGGGAGAACGGCAAGCCGAGGAAGAGGAAGGCGGGGAGCCCCCGGAGCCCGCCCUCGGGCCCCGGCCACGCCCUGUCCCCGCCCGCGCUGGACGAGCGCACCGCCGUCUCCGGCGCGGUCAACGACUCCAUCAAGGCCAUCGCCUCCAUCGCCGAGAAGUACUUCGGCUCCUCGGGGCUGGCCAGCCUGCAGGACAGGAAGGUGGGGGGCCUGCCGUACCCCUCCAUGUUCCCCCUGCCCUUCUUCCCGGCCUUCUCCCCGCCCGUCUACCCCCUCCCCGACAGAGACCUGCGGCCCCCGCUGCUGAAGGCCGAGCCGCUGUCGCCCCCCCGCGAGCCCAAGAGGAGCCGGAGCAGGAGCGUGGAGUCGCCGUUCGACCUCACCACCAAGCGCAAGGAGGAGCGGCCGCCGCCGCCGCCGCCCGCCCCUCCCAAGGCGGGGGCCCCGCUCUCGGCCAAUCAGGACCAGCCGCUGGACCUGAGCAUGGGCGCCAGGAGCCGGGGCGGGCCGGCCAAGGGGGAGGAGUCCCGGAAGAACCACGUGUUUGGGGAGGAGAAGGCGGAGGCGGUGGCGCCCAAGGCCGACGCCUCGUUGCAGCACGCCCGGCCCACGCCCUUCUUCAUGGACCCCAUCUACAGCAGGGUUGAGAAGAGGAAGAUGAACGAUCCGUUUGAGGCGCUGAAGGACAAGUACAUGCGACCGGCCCCCGGCUUCCUCUUCCACCCACAGAUGUCAGCCAUCGAGAACAUGGCGGAGAGGCUGGGGACCUUCACCUCCCUCAGGCCGGAGGCCGGUGACCUCAUCCGCUCCGUCCCCGGCAUGUUCGACUUCAGGGCCCCCCCGAACGCGCUGCCCGAGACCCUGCUCCGCAAGGGCAAGGAGCGCUACACCUGCAGGUACUGCGGGAAAAUAUUCCCAAGAUCUGCCAACCUUACCCGGCACCUGAGAACCCACACUGGAGAACAACCGUACAGGUGUAAAUACUGUGACCGCUCCUUCAGCAUCUCCUCGAACCUGCAGCGUCACAUCCGCAACAUCCACAAUAAGGAGAAGCCCUUCAAGUGCCACCUGUGUGACCGCUGCUUCGGUCAGCAGACCAACCUCGACCGUCACCUGAAGAAGCACGAGAACGGAAACCUCUCAGGCACAGCCCUGUCCUCUCCACGCUCAGAGCUGGACAGCAGCAGCGCUAUCCUGGACGACAAAGAGGACUCUUACUUCAACGAAAUCCGAAACUUCAUCGGGAGCACAGGCCAGAACCAGCACUCCCCCGAGCCGUCUGAGGAAGGGAUGAAUGGUGGUCCGUUGGAGGAGGACAAGGCUCUCCUGCCCAGCCAGUCACAGGACCUGGAGGAAGAGGAAGGGGAGGAGCUGGGCGUGGACGAAGAGGAAGCCGAGCACAGAGACACUUUGGGAAAGCACGGAGACGAGCCACUCCCUGCAAACCUGGACAAUGACAUCAUUCACGAUGACAUCGAUUUUGAAGGACCAGACGACUUGGAGCUAAAUUGCAAGGCUUCCCCCAGAAGAUAUGAGGAUGAGGAGGACGAUCAAAACAGCCUCUCCGCCCUGGACCACAUCCGCCGCUUCUCCGACAUGCACAAGAUGGAGGAGAGCGAGUUCAGUGAUGGCGACAGCACCACCUUCGGGACCGCGCACCUGCCUGAGUCUAUAAAGCAGCCGCUCUACAGGAAGUCCAAGUCCCAGGCCUACGCCAUGAUGCUGUCCCUGUCAGAGAAGGACCCCCUCCACCCAGCCUCCCACGCCCCCGCAGACAUGUGGCACAGCCUGGCUCGAGCAGCAGAGUCCAGCGCCAUCCAGUCCCUCAGCCACGUAUAACCCCCCCAGCCCCCCCCAGACCAGACCCAACCUCACCCCCCUCCAGCCCGCCCCACCAACCACACUGGGACCAAGUCCAACCCGGUAUCAGGGCCAAUGGGAACCGUGGCCCAAUGAUGACUGCAGAGCAGGAUGCCUUACACAUCGCCAGGGUUAUCAGUCCCAAAAUAAAAAUCCACAAAAGAAAGAAAAGUCUUCAAAUAGUCUUUAAAGGUGUAGAAAAAGAAAAAUUGUCACCUUAAACUGAGCGAUGACAUUAAUAGUGACGGCGGCGGCGACGAUAACUGUAUUUAUUCUGUUUAAUUACUCUGUUUUGCACAGCGAAGGCAGCUGGUGUUUAGGAAGAUCAGCGUGACACGGUGAAACGUUAACGGAACUUUGUGAAUUUCACAGGCGUGGCCACGCCCACAGUCUUCCGCAGGAGUAUCAUGAAGUAAAUCCGACUGCGAGCACUCAGCCCGGCCCCACGGGACUCCCCCCGCCCCCCUCCUCCUCGUCCCCGUCUGAUCUCCCCCCCUCC